AUGCUCAAGAUCAAAAAUAUUUUUAAAAAAAAGACUCAACAACCUGAACAACAACAAGAAAAUCAUGAUACCAAUACUCCCAAUUCUACUGGGGAACACGGGAAACAGAAAAAAUCGAAGCCUUUAGCCUUUCCUUCUAGCAAUACUACUAAUAAUGCCACCACUGCAACUGAUGAUAAAGGAGGGCCUCGUAACAGUAUUUUUUUAGAAAAAUGCUUGUCUCCUUCAUCUUUGCAACAAUCACCCAUUAAUACUGCUAAUAAAACUAUCGAAGAGCAAGAGGCAAUACAAAAAUCCUAUGAUACAAAGAUUGUCUCCCAUAUAUCAAAUGUUUCAUAUAGUACUAGUUCAAGCACUUCUUCAACUUCAUCGAUUCAAAAUAUAACUGUACCACAACAUACCCAUCUACACACAGAUGUAUACCACAAUUUAAACCAAGAUUAUAACGAAAACAGUGCUGAUGAUAACACUACCGAUAAUCGUACGCAUAAUGACAACUUAUCUUCCUCAUUAUCACUGAAUGACGGUUCGUUAACUACAGUCGAUAGUGUGUCUAGUAGCGUUGAAGAAACCUCUCUGUCAGACGAUAUUAGCAGCGAUGAAAUGUUGGAGGCUGCUCCACAAGUAAAAUUUGCUGAGCAAUUAGAAAUUACCAAUUACAGACUACUAAAUAAGAUUGGAGAGGGUGCAUUUUCUAAAGUAUUUGAUGCCAAAAAGGUUGUUUUUCCCACUAAUAACGGUACCCCUAACAACAACACAAGCUUAAAAAAAUGUGUGGCUAUUAAAAUUUUAAAUAAGACGCAAUUAUCAGAUACUCAUAAGAACAGUAACAUUCAAAAUGCUGCCAAAACAAGCACAAGACAACAGGUUUUAAAAGAAGUAGCUAUACACAAGUUAGUGUCCUCCUCCCCCUAUGUGGUACAAUUUAUAGAAUUCCAAGAAAGUCCCAAGUAUUAUUAUAUUGUGCAGGAGCUAUUGCCCGGUGGAGAAAUAUUUGGAGAAAUUGUUAGGUUGACAUAUUUUAGUGAGGAUUUAUCAAGACAUGUGGUCCGCCAGUUGGCCUAUGCCAUCAAACACCUGCAUUCACUGGGUGUAGUCCAUAGAGACAUCAAACCUGAAAAUUUGUUAUUUAUUCCAAUAGAUUAUAUACCAACAGUUCCACCCAAUAAACGGAAAUUAAGGAAAAGUGAUGAUCCAACGACCAAAGAAGAUGAAGGUAUUUUUAUUAAGAACGUAGGCGGGGGUGGAAUUGGUAGAGUCAAGCUAGCUGAUUUUGGGUUAUCUAAACAAAUCAAUUAUACAAAUACCAAAACACCGUGUGGUACUGUUGGGUAUACUGCACCAGAAGUGGUCAAGGACCAGAAAUAUAGUAUGGAGGUUGACAUGUGGGGGAUAGGGUGUGUAUUGUACACUGUAUUGUGUGGAUUUCCGCCAUUUUAUGACGAAAAAGUUGAUAUCUUGACUGAAAAGAUAAGCAAGGGACAUUAUACGUUCUUAGAACCUUGGUGGGACGAAAUUAGCGAGGGUGCUAAACAUUGUGUUUCCAGAUUAUUAGAAGUUGAUCCAUACAAGAGAUAUACGAUUGAGGAUUUAUUGAAUGAUCAAUGGUUCAUGUCGUGCGAUGCAGAUCGAGAGAAAAAUAUUAAUGCUGGUAACACCGCGGGUAAUAGUAAAACUAGUAAGAGAAGAAGUAACAGGAACAAAAAAUACAUGGAUUUAUUAUAUUCGCCAGCAGCUGUUGCCAUGAGGGAUGCGUUUGAUAUAAGUAAUGCUGUUCAGAGAAAAGUGGAAGAUGAAGAUAUCAACCAAAAUGGGAAUAGCAGAUCAACAUUUGCUGCUGCGAUCUCCUUGGGUGCUUUACAAGAAGGUGAGGUAAUGGAUAAUGCAACCCAUGCUAAUAGUACUAAUAAGAAUGGCAACAGUAUAGAAAAUCAGUUUUUUCAAUUAAAAUUGAACUCUUCAACUAUAUUGAAGAGAAGAAAGGAAAAAAAUGCAGGUGAUGAGAUUGCUGCUGCAGUUUCUAUGCCACCUACUAUAAAGGAAUAG
Molecule: messenger RNA, 2046 nt
Organism: Saccharomycodes ludwigii
Lineage: Eukaryota; Fungi; Ascomycota; Saccharomycetes; Saccharomycodales; Saccharomycodaceae
Gene: RCK2
Product: serine/threonine protein kinase RCK2
Exons: 1
Coding region: 1-2046 (681 amino acids)
Biological process (GO): protein phosphorylation; mitotic DNA damage checkpoint signaling
Cellular component (GO): nucleus
Molecular function (GO): protein serine/threonine kinase activity; ATP binding
Source: RefSeq, a predicted model, not a curated record